AAAUUCUUCACAAAAGUGCGUAGCCGGUCUAACAACCCAAGCAAAAACGUGGCCUAAAGUUAUCGGUAUCGGUAUAGUUUUGUAUUUCGCAAUCGAAGUC
Molecule: messenger RNA, 100 nt
Organism: Bemisia tabaci
Lineage: Eukaryota; Metazoa; Arthropoda; Insecta; Hemiptera; Aleyrodidae
Source: RefSeq, a predicted model, not a curated record